This is a messenger RNA of Paramecium tetraurelia, 2030 nucleotides long. RefSeq lists its product as uncharacterized. Gene Ontology annotation, biological process: protein refolding; cellular response to unfolded protein. The transcript has a single exon. Gene Ontology annotation, cellular component: cytoplasm. NCBI's taxonomy places the organism in Eukaryota, Ciliophora, Oligohymenophorea, Peniculida, Parameciidae. The record is from RefSeq and is a predicted model, not a curated record. Gene Ontology annotation, molecular function: ATP hydrolysis activity; ATP-dependent protein folding chaperone; ATP binding.
AUGGCUUAAACACCUGCUAUUGGUAUUGAUUUAGGAACAACCUACUCUUGUGUUGGUAUUUGGGUAAAUGAUAAAGUUGAAAUCAUCCCAAAUGAUUAAGGUAACAGAACAACUCCAUCAUAUGUUGCAUUCACUGAUACAGAAAGACUUAUUGGUGAUGCUGCUAAAAACUAAGUUGCUAGAAAUCCAUAAAACACAGUUUUUGAUGCAAAAAGAUUAAUCGGAAGAAAAUUCGCUGAAUCCACAGUUUAAAAGGAUAUUAAAUUGUGGCCAUUCAAGGUUGAGGCUGGUGCUGAUGACAAGCCAAUGAUUGUUGUUAAAUAUAAGGGAGAAAACAAAAAAUUCCAUCCAGAAGAAAUUUCAUCAAUGGUCUUAACCAAAAUGAAGGAGACUGCUGAAGCUUAUUUGAGCAAAUAAGUCUCAAAGGCUGUCGUUACAGUCCCAGCUUAUUUCAAUGACUCUUAAAGAUAAGCCACCAAAGAUGCUGGUGCCAUUGCUGGUAUGAAUGUUUUGAGAAUUAUCAAUGAACCAACCGCUGCUGCCAUUGCUUAUGGUUUGGACAAGAAAGCAAAACACGAAGAACACGUUCUCAUCUUCGAUUUGGGAGGUGGUACAUUCGAUGUCUCCUUAUUGGCUAUUGAAGAUGGUGUCUUUGAAGUCAAGGCCACUGCUGGUGAUACUCACUUGGGAGGUGAAGAUUUCGAUAACAAACUCGUCGAAUAUUGCUGUGCUGAAUUCUUGAAGAAGAAAGGUAUUGACAUCAGAGGAAACCCAAGAUCAUUGAGAAGACUCAGAACUCAAUGUGAAAGAGCAAAGAGAGUUCUCUCAUCUGCCAAUCAAACCACAAUCGAAGUUGAUGCUUUGGAUGCUAAUGAAGAUUUCAAUUGCACAAUCACAAGAGCCAAAUUCGAAGAAUUAUGCAUGAGCAUGUUCAAGGAAUGCAUCCCACCUGUUGAAAAGGUUCUUAAAGAUUCUGGUAUUUCCAAGAAUCAAAUCCACGAAGUCGUCUUGGUCGGAGGAUCAACCAGAAUUCCAAAAGUCUAAGAAUUAUUGAGAGACUACUUCAAUGGAAAGGAAUUGAACAAAUCAAUCAAUCCAGAUGAAGCUGUUGCUUAUGGUGCUGCAGUCUAAGCUGCCAUCUUGACUGGAUAAGGUAACGAAUAAGUCAAGGAUCUCUUGUUGUUGGAUGUCACCCCAUUGUCCUUAGGUAUUGAGACUGCUGGUGGUGUCAUGACUGUUUUGAUCCCAAGAAACACAACCAUCCCAACAAAGAAAUCAUAAACUUUCACAACCUAUGCUGAUAAUCAACCAGGAGUCUUGAUCCAAGUCUAUGAAGGUGAAAGAUAAAUGACCAAGGAUUGCCACAAAUUGGGACAAUUCAACUUAGAUGGUAUUGCCCCAUCACCAAGAGGAGUUCCAUAAAUUGAAGUCUCAUUCGAUCUUGAUGAAAAUGGUAUCAUGAACAUCCACGCUGAAGACAAAGCCACCAAGAAAUCAAACAAGAUCACCAUCACAAACGACAAGGGUAGAUUAUCAAAGGAUGACAUUGAAAAAUUAGUUAAGGAAGCUGAAAAAUUCAAGGCUGAAGAUGACAUCAUCAAAUCCAAGAUUGAAGCCAAGAACAGUCUUGAAUAAACCACCUAUUAAAUCAGAAACACCAUCAAGGAUGAGAAAGUGAAAGACAAAUUCUCAGCUGAAGAAAAAACUAAACUUGAAUCAUUGGUUGAUGAAACAACUAAAUGGAUUGAUGCUAACCCAAAUGCUGAAACCAACGACUACAAAAACAAAUUAAAGGCUCUUGAAGAAGUCUUCCAUCCAAUCAUGCAAAGAGUUUAUCAAGCCACUGGAGGUGCCCCCCCAGGAGCUGAAGGUGCUGGAUUCCCAGGAGGUGCAGGAUUCCCAGGAGGUGCUGGAUUCCCAGGAGGAGCUGGAUUCCCAGGAGGUCCUGCUGGUGGACCAACAGUCGAUUAAGUUGAUUGAUUUUUAUCUUAGUGUAUAUGUUAAAAUUAAAAUUCAAUUUAAAUACAUCA